AUGGAGCACGAACCAGGCGACGAGUACAUCAGACGGAUUGCCGCAUACAUUAGAAAGCACGAGCUGGGUCUCGCAGCGGCUAGUCUCACCCGCAGGCGGCGCACGAAGGGUGUGCCAGAGACAUCCGUGUUCAAUCCUCUGGGCUGGUUCUCCUCCGACAAUGCUGCUCUACUGAACGUCAAGCCUGUCGUCCUGUCAUUUGAUUCGCACCACCUCUUCUAUUUGCUGAUGCGGCUGGAGGCGCUAGGACUCGAUAUUGGUUCGCUGGACGUGGAAGUGGAAGCUCCUUCCAGACCGAUGAACUACAUCAAUAUUUUUCCUGGUUCGGACAAGUCAGAUGCCCUCUCUCUGAUGUCCUUCCGCUCCUCUCUCUCAGCCGUCUCUCGUCUGUCUCUGGGCGCUGGCUGGUGGGGCAGGCCAGCACCUCUCAGUGUGGAUGCAGAGCUCAAGUACAUCUACAGCUGCUUCACGAAGAUCCCGGCGUUGUCACUGCAUGCGCCAGAAGCUAGGUUGAUUGCGGAACUAGCUGACGAAGCUCCCAACCAGAACGCGUUGCCGCUUGACGCGUUCAAGAACCUGCAGACCUUGCACUGUAUUGAUGUCGACCCGCGGACGCUGCUCGGCUGGGACCGGCUGGCGGAGAGCCUCAGAAGUUUGACAGUCAAGAAGAGUGGGUUGGAGGAUGUCUCUGACAUCUUUGUCAGUGCUGUCGUAGAUGAUCAGGCAAGGAGAGAGGGAAGAUUGGGCGGCUCGAGAUCCCGCAAGCUCGCGCGGCUGUUGUCACGACAAACGUCAUUUCACAGCACACGCUUACCGGACUCUGUGCCAGAGGAUGCCGAAGAAUCCUCAGAGAUGCCCUCUACACCUACUGUUGAAGAUACACCCAAGCCUUCUAUGCCUGUAGAGCUGCCUUCGUUGAAGUGGGCCUUCCUCCGACACCUGUCAUUAAGCGAUAAUGCCCUCACUUUCCUCCCAUCGUCACCGCUUCCAUACCUAACCUCUCUAACCCAUCUUGACCUCUCCUCGAAUCUGCUUGUCUCCGUUCCGUCAGGUCUCUCCGCCCUCUAUAAUCUCGUGUCGCUCAAUCUGUCGGAUAAUAUGAUCGACUCAGUCCUGGGCAUUUACACAGUCCUUGGACAGGUCCUAUAUCUUGACCUCUCUCACAACCGGCUUGAAUCAAUUUGUGGUCUGGAGCGUCUUCUCGCCUUAGAGCGAGUCGAUUUGCGACAGAAUGUCAUCGAGGAGAGCGCGGAAGUAGGCAGACUGGCAGCUCUUCCAAACAUUGCCGAAGUAUGGGUGGAGGGGAACCCCCUGGUGGAUAUCGAGGAAGGCUAUCGCAUACGGUGUUUCGAUUACUUCUCCAAGGAGGGGAAGAGUAUCCUGCUCGAUGGCUCACUGCCAGGCUUCUACGAGAAGAUGUAUAUGUCGGCGCCGCCGCCUGACCAGAUGACAUCUUCUCGACCACCGUCGGUCGCUCAGUCACCUCCUGUAGUUGCCGUUGGGUCCCCGACUGUUAAUGGUGUGCCAUCACGCGAGAGCCCUCUGCAGUCUUCCUCUCCUUCGUCACCGCCUUCGCACACCGCCUCACCACAGACAGCAGCUUUGGUUGGUAGAGGGCGGCGGCGGAAGAACAAGCGGAUUGUGGAUCUGGAUGGUGGGGUGGAGACGAGCGAAGCGGGGAGCUCAUGGAGUGGUUCGCAUGCGCAUGUGCCUACGGACGCACAGCCAACGAGGAAUGAUAUUCCUACUCAGCCUUUGCCAGAGGAAUCAGCUCCUGCGGGACCCUCGAGUGAAGCCGGAGUGGAGGCAGCGCCGUCUGCAGCCACACCAGUUGUCGGGGCAGGGCGAAAGUCGCGGCAUACUCGGAACUGGACUGAGUUCGCGCCUGCGUCCAAUGCUGCGUCCGACGAGGCAGCAUUCACUACCUCGGCUAUGGGGAACGCAGCGUCUUUGCGGAGGGGUUCCAUGCGGAGAGCGCGGGUGGCUGCGUCAGUGUACGAGCCUGCAGAGGAGAGCAAGGUGGACCAGUUCAGGGAGGCGGAUGUGUUCCGUGCACGCAUGGAAGCCUUGCGGUCAGACAUGGGGGAAGGGUGGUUGAAGGUAUUCAACCAGUCGCAACUGGGCUCGCCGGGGGUUCCUUCUGGAUAA
This is a messenger RNA of Sparassis crispa, 2148 nucleotides long. RefSeq lists its product as hypothetical. The coding region runs from base 1 to 2148 and encodes 715 amino acids. The transcript has a single exon. The record is from RefSeq and is a predicted model, not a curated record. NCBI's taxonomy places the organism in Eukaryota, Fungi, Basidiomycota, Agaricomycetes, Polyporales, Sparassidaceae. Gene Ontology annotation, cellular component: cytoplasm. Gene Ontology annotation, molecular function: protein kinase binding.